Molecule: messenger RNA, 639 nt
Organism: Symbiodinium sp. CCMP2456
Lineage: Eukaryota; Dinophyceae; Suessiales; Symbiodiniaceae
Source: the annotation of a GenBank genome assembly
AUGGCGAGUUUUGACUUAAGCGGCACCUACCAAUCGCCUCAGUUCUCUGGAGGCGAUGGCGGGGUGGCGCCCAGCGGCCAAAUCGAACAGUCUGCAAGUCUGCAGGGACUCCGAAAUACAUUGGACGAGCCAGUCAUGGAGACCAUCAUGAGAGAUCUCAGGUCGAUUGGAACCAAGCUGAAGUACGUUAUGCUGCCGAGAGCACGCGCCGACAAAGGCAGCGGUUUGCGGGAGUGGGACCUGUGGGGUCCGUUGGUUCUCUGUUUAGCUUUGGGCAUCAUGCUGUCUAUGCGAGCAGACCAGGCCAGCUUGGCUUUUGCCCUGGUCUUCGUGAUCGUGUGGGUAGGCUCAGGCAUCGUGACCCUGAAUGCAGUUCUCCUCAAAGGCAAGAUCUCUUUCUUCCAGUCGGUCUGUGUCUUGGGCUACUGCAUCUUCCCGCUGGUCAUAGCUGCCUUCUGCUCCUUGCUUCUCCAAGUCAUAUGGCUGAAGGUCAUCUUCGUUUGUGUAGGCUUUACAUGGGCCACCGGUGCCUCGGUGGCCUUCAUGUCGGAGCUCCUGCCUGAGGAUCGGAAGGCCUUGGGAGUCUAUCCCGUCUGGUUGUUCUACGUGGCCAUCGCAUGGCUCAUCCUGAUUUCCUGA